AUGGUGCCAAAACCACAUGGUAUCCAAGAAUUAUGUGUGGAUUAUCGCAAAGUCAAUGCAAUUACAAAAUCUGAUUCAUAUCCUGUUCCACGUUUGGAAGGCUAUUUUGAGAAGGUGUUUGAACCAAAUCGUGAAGAGUUGGUGUAUGUGUUGCUAUUUAAUGUGCUUGUCUUUUGUCAGGUGAAAAAAGAGGUUGGAGAUGUCAGCAUCUUGAUAAACAAUGCAGGUAUUGUUACUGGAAAAAAAUUUAUGGAAUCACCAGAUGCCUUGCUGGAGAAAACUAUGGAAGUGAACAGCCUUGCACAUUUUUGGACCUAUAAAGCUUUCCUGCCUGCCAUGAUAGCCAGCAACCACGGCCAUCUGGUUAGCAUUGCCAGCACAGCAGGACUGUUCCCAGUCAAUGGAUUGGCGGAUUAUUGUGCAAGCAAAUUUGCAGCGGUUGGUUUUGCAGAGUCUGUUGCACUAGAAUUGCUAGUUUCAGGGAAAAACGGUGUAAGGACUACGAUCGUUUGCCCAUACUUCAUAAACACUGGAAUGUUUGAUGGCUGUAAAACUAAGUGGCCACACCUCCUUCCUAUAUUGGAUGUGAAUUAUGCUGCUAAAAAGAUUACAGAUGCCAUUUUACGGGAUCAAGUACUACUUGUGAUGCCACGAAGUCUAUAUUUUAUGUUUGCUAUUAAGAAUUUGCUUCCUGUGAAACUGGGAAUUCUACUUGGACACUACUUUGGUGUUUUCAACGUUAUGGAUCACUUCAAAGUAUCCCACUCCUACCUUCUUUUCAUACACCUUGAUGCCUUUAUCCACGAGGGCUCUGUCUAACAAAUUGGUGCCAACAGCCUUCUAUGAGAGUUGGCAGCUGACCAAGAUGAAACUCUGCUCAACAUCUUACCUUCUUACAACGCAAAUCUUCUAAGUGCUGCUGAACAAAGGAAUUUCUUCAGACUCUUUAUCCACAAGUUUCUGUGCAAGUGUAUACCUUACUUGGAAUUAUCCAUGCACAUGACCAAUCCUGAAUGUUUUGGCCAAAUGUAUGCCUUACUUGGAAGAGACAGCAAUUACGGAUUCCCUGCAGUAUUAACUCUAGGUAGACCUGCAUAACCCAGCAUAAUUCCAUUCACAUAAUAGCCCAUUGUAAAGCUGCUUAUCAGCCUUUUGAUCCAAGGAUUAAUUUGAUGAUCAUCCCUAUUGGAUUUGCUGCAUUCUUCAGGGCAACUCCAGACAGUGGUGGGCAUUACCUCCAUACAGUGAUGUAUUACUCAGCAAAGCAUAACAUUAUUUGUGUUAUUUGAAAUGCCAUUUAUGUCGUCAUACUUACCAAAACCAAAGUCACAAAUGUAAACAAAGUUAAAAUCUGUUUUAUUCUGCAGCAAAUACAUUGUUAGAUGUUUUCCACAUCUUGCAAGAUGUGCAUAAUAUAUGAACAAAUAAUAAAUGAACAAAUAGUAAAACAUA
Messenger RNA from Chiloscyllium plagiosum (whitespotted bambooshark), 1452 nucleotides. The record is from RefSeq and is a predicted model, not a curated record. Lineage: Eukaryota; Metazoa; Chordata; Chondrichthyes; Orectolobiformes; Hemiscylliidae.